Molecule: messenger RNA, 2901 nt
Organism: Macrosiphum euphorbiae (potato aphid)
Lineage: Eukaryota; Metazoa; Arthropoda; Insecta; Hemiptera; Aphididae
Source: the annotation of a GenBank genome assembly
AUGUCCGACCGUCGGUGCAUCAAUGAUAAUUGUCAAUCAAAACCUAAAUGUAAGCUGUUCGCCGCCCAAAAAAAUAUGUGCGAUUAUUAUAAUGUCGUUUACAUGCCAGAUCGCCAAGUGUGUGGGGCCUGUAUGCAGAAAUGUAUCAUAUAUUUUGAUAGGAUUGGUAGACGGUUUAAAAACGGACAAUGUAUACUCGACGACAGAUAUCCAAAAAAACAAUCCGUUAUAAUUGAGUUAUCAGACUCUGAUGACGAUAAUGCCGUCGACAAUUAUACCGAGCCCUCAACAGAAAACCCCGACCCUCAAAUAGCUGAAUUGAAUACAUCAUUGAGCACAAUCAUACAGGAUAGUGUUGAGCCAUUAUUCAAAAGACAAAAAGAAUUAUGCGAAAGCUAUUUGAUUUCUGAAAAAGCCAAACUAGUUGCUGGAAAAGAACAAAUAGACAAUUUGGUGGAUCAGGUAGAUCUGGCAAUCGGAAAACUAUACAACAACUUAUACAAAUUUGAUAGUCAAAGGAAGUUUAAGUAUGACCCAGAGAUAAGUAUUUUUGAAAACUUGGAUGAUGAUGUACCCAUUGUAUUAACUAAGACGUUACCUGGAUUGCUGGAUGAUUUACCCGAAGAAGGAUUACUAAUAAGACACUUAUUAAAAGUGGGUGACAAAGUGUAUGGGAUGAAACGUUCACAAAUGCACCCGUGGAUUGAGGCGACUAUUAAAUCAGCAGUUAGUGACACAUAUUUUAAUAUUCUAUUUGAUGAUGGGGGGGAAAAAGUUUUGAAUUAUAAAAAUUUAGCAUACAUAGAUGCUACAAGCCACGCACAGUAUCCAGUAGGCAGUAGAGUGAUCGCCAAAUUCCAAGAUAUGAACAUUCAAUUGACGGAUAAAUUCUAUGUAGGAGUAAUUGGAGAACCACCAAAAAAAUUCAACAAUUUCAGGUACAUGAUUUUCUUUGAUGAUGGAUAUACACAGUAUGCUUACCAUAAGAAUAUUCGCCUCGUGUGUGGUGAGUCACCAAAUGUAUGCGACGAUCUACAUGAAAAUAUUCGAGAAUCUGUGAAGACAUAUUUAAGGAACUAUCCAGAACGGCCUAUGGUGAAGUUUAAUAAAAAACAAGUAGUACGCACAGAGCUAAGAAACUUAUGGUGUUCAGCUAAAGUGAAAAACAUAGAUGCAUCAUUAGUACAGUUAAAAUUUCUUGAUAUGAAGGUCGAACACACAGAAUGGAUGUAUCGGGGCUCAAACAGGUUAAGCCCAAUAUAUAAUCAAUUAAAUAGUAACAAUCAAGAUAAGCGUGUACGUGGUACAGUGUUGACUGAUGUUAAUAAGUUAUUAAAUCGACCAUAUAUUGUAAUAGAAAAUUUAACUGAAGAUGAAAAAAGUGUUGACAUUGACAACAGUGACAAUACUCAAAAACCUCACAGAAGUAAUGGUGUAAUUAAAUCAAUUGAAAUACCAGCAAACUGUCCAAAACCGCUUCCUUACAAGCACCACGAGUGUUCUCAUUUUUGUAUGUUAUGGGUUCACUAUGACUACAGUCAAACAAAAUGUAUGAAUGUUUUAACCAUUCCAUUACAUUAUGGAUUUACGAGGUCUGUAUUAACAGACGAAAAGUUAAAAUUAAGAAAAGUAAUGUAUACCACUCCUUGCGGGCUUAAUAUAGACGAUGAAGACAAAAUGUACAAUUACUUGAAACUGACAAGUUAUGGUAAUAGCCAAAUGACAAUGGACUUAUUUAAUUUUGAUUAUUUGGUGAAUCCUCUAUCUUGGUUCACAGUACCAAAAGUGUUUAUUCGUAUACAAGACAUAUCUUAUGAGAUGGAGUUUAAACCAAUAAGCGUUUUCAACAGUUUGAAUGACUUAGUACCAGACCACAUAAAGUAUAUAACAAAACGUAUAACUAGCCCUAACGUUAAUUUAAAUAUAGACCCCAAAUUUUUAUGUGGAUGCGAUUGUAUUGAUAAUUGCGAAGACAAAAAUAAAUGUUCCUGUUGGCAACUUACUUACGAGGGUCCAAAAAAUUAUCCCGCUAUUUUCAAAGACCAUGGCAGCGUUGGCUACAGUUUCAAACGGCUACAUAAACAAGUAAUCACGGGUAUUUUUGAAUGUAAUUCCAACUGUAAAUGUAAGAAAACUUGUUUAAAUCGUGUUGUUCAGGAACCACUGAAGACGUCACUGCAACUGUUUUUAACUGAAACAAAAGGCUGGGGAGUGAGAACGCUCACUGAUAUUCCCAAAGGUAGUUUUGUUUGUACAUUUCUUGGGGUGGUUCGCACAGAGAAAGAUGCUGAUAAUGAUUUUUCGUUAAACUGGGGCGAAUAUCUGGCAGAUUUGGACUUUCUCGAUACAGUUGAAGAGAUCAAAGAUGGAUAUGAAAGUUAUGUGGUCCAGACUGAAAUUGAAGAUGAAAGUGAAGAUGAAAGUGAAGAUUAUACUAGUUCAUCUGAUGAUGAAGAGUUUAAUCCUAGUUGGGCAAUCAAGAGUAAAAUGAGUAUGUUUGAAUCUAGAAUGUCGUUACGGAAGAAUUUACAAAAUACAAAUACAAAAUCUGAUGGAAAACAUGAAUUAUCUAAGUUAAAUACUCAACAAAAAGUUGAAAGUAAAAACACAUCUUUGCUAAGCUACCUAGAUAAAGACCGUGGCAUCUACACGUUGGAUGCUAAGGUCAAUGGGAACAUAGGUCGCUAUUUUAAUCAUUCUUGUGACCCAAACAUAUUUAUUCAAAAUGUUUUUAUCGAUACACAUGACCUUAGAUUUCCAUGGGUGUCAUACUUUGCACUAUCAAAUAUUCGAGCAGGAACCGAACUAGCCUGGGAUUAUAAUUAUAUGAUAGGCAGCGUGAAAGACAAAAGACUUAUGUGCCACUGUGGGUCAAAAAAUUGCAAGGGCAGGCUAUUAUAA